AUGUCAUCAAAGAGAAAAAGUCAAAUUACCAAUACCAAUGGUAAUGGUAGUGAUAGUAAAAAAAAAAUUGAAACAGAAUAUAUAACUAGAAAUAAAAGAAUAAAUGAUACAUAUAAAUCAACAAUUUUUGUAUUUUCAUUAUUUUUCAUUAGUUCAAUUUUAUCAGCAAUUUAUAAUAGAAUUUUAGAUUGUGAUGAAUAUAUGAAUUAUUGGGAACCAACUCAUUAUUUAUUAUAUAAUAAAGGUUUACAAACAUGGGAAUACAGUCCAACUUAUUCAUUAAGAUCAUAUGCAUAUUUAUUACUUCAUGCUUUUAUGGGAAGAUUAUUAAACCCUUUUUCAAAUGGAAAUAAAAUAAUAUUAUUUUAUUUAAUUAAAAUUGGAAUUGGAUUUUUUACAUCAAUUGCUCAAACUAUAUUCUAUAGAGGUGUUAAAAAUAUGUUUGGUAGAGAAAUUUCAAGAUAUACUUUAAUAUUUAUGUUAUUUUCACCAGCUUUCUUUUUAUCAGGUUCAAACUUUUUACCAACAAGUUUUUCAAUGACAACAUUUAUGGCAGCAUAUGGAUUUUGGAUGUUAUAUCAAUCAUCAUCAACACCAUUAUCAGCAUUAUCACCAAAUGAAUCAUCUAAUGAAGCUAUUUAUUCAGUAUUUUUAAGUGCAACAUCAGUAUUCAUGGGAUGGCCAUUUGUAAUUGUAUUGGUUAUACCAAUUGCAUUGAAUUUAAUGAUUAGAAAUGGUUUUUUAAAAGUUUUCAUGUGGGCAUUGUUACCAGUUAUUGCAGUUUUUAUACCAAUGAUUUUAAUUGAUUAUCAAUAUUAUGGAAAAUGGGUAAUUGCAAUUUAUAAUAUUAUUGCCUAUAAUUUCACUUCAAAUCAUAGUGGUGGUUCUCAAUUAUAUGGUAUUGAAGAUUGGCCAUUCUAUUUCAUAAAUUCAUUUGUUAAUUAUAAUAUUGUAUUUUUAUUUUCAUUAUUAACCAUUCCAUUAUUAAUAAUUUUUAGAAAAUGGAGUGGUAGUUUAAAAAAUUUAACAAUGGUUUCAAUAAUUUAUACAUUAUGUCCAUAUUAUAUUUGGUUUGGAUUUAUGACAUAUUUACCACAUAAAGAAGAAAGAUUCCUUUUCGUAAUUUAUCCAUUCAUUGCAUUGGCAGGUUCAAUCUCAUUUUAUAUUGGUUUAAAUAUUUUAAAUGCAAUAAUUUUAAAAAUUAGUGGUGGUGGUGCUGGUGGUAGUGAUAUUAAAAAUAAGAAAAAAAAUGAUGAUUUUAAAUUAAAAAGUAAACAACAACAACAUUAUAAUGUUAAUAUUUAUCAUGGUUUUGUUAAUUUCAUUAAAUAUUUAAUUAUCAUCUGUUUCAUUUUAUUAUCAGUCUCUAGAAUUUAUUCAACUUAUGUAAAUUAUACUGCUCCAUUCAAUACAUUAACUCAUUUAAAUAAUAAUGUAUUAUUAAAUGGUAAUAUUUCAAUUUCAAAUUUUUCAAAAAAUAAUAAUAUUUUAAAAUCAAAUAAUAAUAAUAAUAAUAAUAAAAGUGUAAAUAUUUGUAUUGGUAAAGAAUGGCAUAGAUAUCCAUCAAAUUUCUUUUUACCAAAUGAUAAUAAUGAAAUUGAAUUUAAUCUUAAAUUUAUAGAAUCUGAUUUUAAGGGUCAUUUACCAAAACCAUUUUCAACAUUACCAAAUGGAACUGCAAUUAUUCCAACAAAUAUGAAUGAUCAAAACAAACAAGAAUUUGAUAGAUAUAUUAAACCAAAUGAAUGUAGUUAUAUUAUCGAUUUUGAUUCACCAACACAAAAUGAAGAACAUUAUGUUAAUGAUACUUCAAAUUGGAAAGUAAUUUAUUCUACAAAGUUUUUAGAUGCAGCAGCUUCGACUAGCUCGUUGUAUCGUGCUUUUUGGAUUCCAAAAUUGUCAAACCAAAAAAAUGUCUAUAAUAACUAUUACAUUUUAGAAAAAAUAUAA
Messenger RNA from Dictyostelium discoideum AX4, 1950 nucleotides. RefSeq lists its product as hypothetical. The transcript is spliced from 6 exons. Gene Ontology annotation, molecular function: glycosyltransferase activity. Gene Ontology annotation, cellular component: endoplasmic reticulum membrane. Bases 1 to 1950 code for a protein of 649 amino acids. The record is from RefSeq and is a predicted model, not a curated record. Lineage: Eukaryota; Evosea; Eumycetozoa; Dictyosteliales; Dictyosteliaceae.